AUGCUCAAGUCCUUACUCUUCGCCUCGCUCGCUGUAGGCGUAUCGGCUCUUCCUACAGCAGAGUAUCACGCCAACCUCAAUGUCAAACUCUCGAUAGCCAGCGGCCUCUUGCGCGCUCCUACAGAUGGCCGCAUUGUGUUGAUGUUUGCCCCUAACGGGACCGAUCCUCUCGACGACACGGAUGUCACCUCAUCGCCCAACAAGAUUUUUGGAAAAAAUGUCUACGGCUUUGGUGCAAACAAAACCGUCAUAUUCACAGGCGGAAGCAAUGGCACCGCCGCAACGGAUGUGUUUGGCUGGCCAAACGUUAGUAUGAACGAUAUCGAUCCAGGCACCUACAGUGUGCAAGCCUUCCUCACCAGAUACGAGACAGUGACGCGCAGCGAUGGAUCCAAAGUCAGCCUCCGUUUUCCAUGUGGUGAUGGUGCGCCCAACGUAAAUGGCUAUGGGAGCUUAACCACGCCAGUUACGGAUAUCAAAAUCUCCGGGGGCAUGCAAACUCUCGAGUUGACUUUUAACAACAUCACCGCCGUUCCCAAUUUCGAUGGAAAUGAGAUUGGCGGAUGUCACCAAGGCAACUACGCAGACACGGACUUUAUAAAGUACAUCAAGAUUCGCAGCAAGAAGCUGAGCAAGUUCUGGGGCCGCGACAUGUACGUUGGUGCUAAUGUCGUGCUGCCCGCUGGCUACAACGGAAACGACACCAAGACGCGGUAUCCUGUCAUCUAUAACCAAGGUCAUUGGACUGAUGAUCUAGGCGCCUAUGGCUAUGGCAGUAGCAAAAAGAAGGAUUUCACAGCGGCAUGGAACGCCGGCAUUGUUCCUGCUAUCAACACCACGGCCGCACGCCCGGUACCCAAGUUCAUCACCGUUACCUUCCGCCACGAAACACCGUAUUACGAUGACUCGUAUGCUGUCAAUACCGCGAACCUAGGACCUUACGGCGAUGCCAUCAACGAGGAGCUUAUCCCCUACAUUGAGGAGCAUUUCCGCACCAUUCGCGCACCCUAUGCACGCAUCCAGGACGGAGGGUCUACCGGAGGAUGGGGGUCUAUUGCCAAUGUCAUUUACCGCCCAGACCUCUUUGGCGCCUGCUUCUCUUCCUACCCCGAUUCGCUCGACUUCCACCGCCAUCAGGAUAUCGAGCUGUACAGUGCCGCAAACGCGUACCAGCGCGCAGACGGCAGCUUCGUCCCCAGCAUCCGGACGCAUGAGAAUGGUACCGAGGUUAUCCUGGCCACAGUUGCACAGGAAAAUCACUGGGAACUUACUUUUGGCACCGCGUCCCGUUCCUUCAACCAGUGGGACAUUUGGAACGCCGUCUUCGGCGUGCAGGGCUACAACAACUAUCCUCUGGAGCCCUGGGAUAAGGUCACGGGCGAGAUUUAUCCUGAAGCCGUCGAGUACUGGAAGCCCUUUGAUCUCAGUCACUACGUCGUGACCAACUUCAACUCAUCGCGUAAACUCGGCACGGCACUGGCUGGCCGUAUCUUUAUCUACGUGGGGACAUGGGACAACUACUUCCUCAAUGAGGGUGUCGUGGAGUUCCAGAAGCGCACCGGUGCUGUUGGAGGUGCUGGCUGGGCCAACGUGACUAUUCUGCCCGAGAAGCCGCAUGGUGGAAACUACCAAGACCGCGAUAUCUGGAGCUACCUCGAGUUGGUGGAGAAAUGGGUUCAAGAUCAUGCUCCUGACGGCCCCAAGCCGCUCUGUGCUGCUUGUACCGCGCCUUCUACCCGGGGUAAUGUCUGGGAAGAUGUCAUCAAAUACGGUGGUCGUCGGGCCGCUGUCGCACGUCAAGCAGACCCGAAGAUUGACGCAAACGAGGCCAAGGUAGACCAGGAAGUAGCUGGGAGCGUGGGCCGCUGGGAUCCAGGUGUCAAGCUUACCGCGCAGUGGGUUUUGAACAGUAAGCCUGUUGGCAAAGCAUCUAGCGUCGAGCAGGGCGCAACGGUCAAGUAUGCACCCACGACCAAGGGCCAUGUCCAACUGCUUGUGACGGGUGAGAAGAGGAACUAUGUGACUGAGACGAGGAAGAGCCAGCGUGUGCUUGUCGGACGGUGA
This is a messenger RNA of Exserohilum turcica Et28A, 2064 nucleotides long. RefSeq lists its product as uncharacterized. The transcript has a single exon. The coding region runs from base 1 to 2064 and encodes 687 amino acids. The record is from RefSeq and is a predicted model, not a curated record. NCBI's taxonomy places the organism in Eukaryota, Fungi, Ascomycota, Dothideomycetes, Pleosporales, Pleosporaceae.